Molecule: messenger RNA, 1316 nt
Organism: Dufourea novaeangliae
Lineage: Eukaryota; Metazoa; Arthropoda; Insecta; Hymenoptera; Halictidae
Gene: HtrA2
Product: serine protease HTRA2, mitochondrial
Exons: 7
Coding region: 1-1281 (426 amino acids)
Biological process (GO): positive regulation of apoptotic process; proteolysis; programmed cell death
Molecular function (GO): serine-type endopeptidase activity; protein binding
Source: RefSeq, a predicted model, not a curated record
AUGGCCGCCCCUUUGUUACGUUUACCACGGACCGUUUUUAAGAAAAAUCAAUUUCAGUACAAACAAGUUUCAGUUUUUCUGUUUGUGAAUCAUUUUUCAGGCAUCAAGUCUUUUCAUACAAGGCCGCAAAAGCAACGAACUUUCAAUAAGAACACUAAAGAAAUUCUAGCCUAUACGUUUCUUUUUUCUGGACUCAGUUACAUUUGGUACAAUUUGAGAAAUGAUUCCGAUAAUGGGAAUAGAAAACAAUUUAGUCUUACACCCAAAGUGGCAGCAAAAUCGAUUAAUGUACUGGAUAUUAAUCAUAACAGAGAUAAAUACAAUUUCAUAGCUGAUGUAGUAGAGAUAUCGGCCCCUUCUGUGGUGUACAUUGAAAUCAAGGAUAAUAAAAGAUUCGAUUAUUUUACAGGCAAACCAAUUACUGCUAGUAAUGGGUCUGGUUUCGUUGUCCAAUCUGAUGGUUUAAUCUUAACAAAUGCACAUGUUGUUGUCAAUAAGCCAAACACUACUGUCAAGGUACGCCUUUAUGAUGGAAAUACUUAUACUGGCAUUGUGGAAGAUGUUGAUAUGCACAGCGAUCUUGCCACUGUGCGAAUUAACAAGACUAAUCUACCAGUAAUGAAACUUGGUAAUUCAUCUAAUAUCAGACCAGGUGAAUUUGUAGUUGCUAUUGGAUCUCCAUUAGCUUUAAGCAACACAAUAACAAGUGGUGUUGUAAGCAGUGUAAACAGGCAAAGCGAAGAACUUGGUUUAUAUAAUAAACAAAUGGGAUACAUCCAAACAGAUGCUGCAAUUACUUUUGGAAAUUCAGGUGGACCCUUAGUUAAUUUAAAUGGGGAAGCAAUCGGUAUAAAUGCAAUGAAAGUAACACCUGGAAUUUCGUUCGCAAUACCUAUAGAUCAUGCUAAAGAAUUUCUGAAGAAGGCAGAUAUGCGUCGAAAGAGUAAAGGUACACAUAGUUCACUCACCAUUCCUAAGAAUCGAUACUUAGGAGUGACCAUGCUCUCUCUCACGCCUAAUCUACUUUUCGAACUGCAACAGAGACUCGAAGGAAUUCCACAGAACAUCAGGCAUGGGGUUCUAAUUUGCAAAGUGAUUGUCGGAUCGCCGGCUCACUUAGGUGGCCUGCAAUCCGGUGACAUCAUAACGCACGUGAACGACGAACCAGUAUUGAACGCUCUAAACAUUUACAAAGCAAUCGAGACGUCGAAAGAUCUGAAGCUGACCGUCGUGCGAGGUGUACAAGUGUUACAGUUAAGAAUCGAACCGGAGGACACGUGAAACAAUAAUAUCGGUGUUUCGUCAUUAUAAAAAAA